Enterobius vermicularis (human pinworm) is the source of this 2469-nucleotide messenger RNA. NCBI's taxonomy places the organism in Eukaryota, Metazoa, Nematoda, Chromadorea, Rhabditida, Oxyuridae. The record is from the annotation of a GenBank genome assembly.
AUGCGAGCGAUUGUGUCGAAUUUGCAGCGUGCAGUUUUCUCCGAUGAUGAACGACUUGUUGCUGUUGCAAAUAUCAUCAGACCGAUAUCUGUUCGGCUUUACUUUGUGAAGAAAGAAAAAGAUGAUUGUUUUAAGAAGAAAGAAUGCUUCAGUUUAAGAGAUGUUAAGGUUAUUGACGGUAUCAAUCCAAGAAAGUUAACACCAGAAUUUGAAGUUACUGUUGAAGAAAGAUGUUACAAACUAUGCACGUCAUCUGCCGAAGAGAAGGAUGCUUUUAUUAAACAACUUUAUAAGUUUGCUUCUAAAUAUCUUCCUGUUCAAAAACCUGAUUUUGUAAAUGUCCCUAUCCCGGUGGACACACCUAGUUCUUCCGUAGUAGUUGAACAUAGCGAUGAAGCUGCAGAGGAUAAUUUGGCUGAUUACCAGCCGAUUUCUGUGAAAGAAGAAGCAGAUUUUCGUCGAUUAUUAGCUCGAGCAAACUUAACAGUUGGAGAAACGGACAAAUUUGCUCUUUUGUUGGGUGAACAGUUGCAGUCAUUAGAUGGCGCCAAUAUACAAUCUAUAAUGGACAGUGAAAAUGCUGUUAAUGACCUUAUCGCUCUUAUUGAUUCCGCUCUAGAAAAAGUUGAUUCUUUGAUGGAGAUUUUGGAAGCGUUUGACAAACUUUUAUAUCAUGUUCGUGAUAGCGUGGAGCUUAUUGAAGAGAAGGACAGUCUUGGGUCAGUUGAGAGGAGGAACAUGAGGAUGUUAAAAGAUUAUAUGGAUGAGUCUUUGAACAUCAUUGGAAUUGUUACUGAUGAGCAUAUUUCGACCUUGCAAAGUGCAAAUCUUUCUGAUCCAACAGGGAUUAAUCGAUGCUGUACGGCCACUCGCGCUGUGCAAACUUUUUUUUCUUCUAAGCUACCUCCUCCUAUGCGUCUGAUGCGCGCUUACAAAGAACGUUCUGAAAUGCUAACACAACUUGUUAAGCAAUUUACUGAAAAACUCGCUGCUCAUCUUUCGGGUCUAUUUCUUAAUUUGUCUGAGUUGUCGGAAACUCAAGAAUGGCAUGAGGUUGCAUUAAGAAAACAGUCAGAACGUUUCCAUGCGCUGCGGCCUUAUUCAGAAUUGGUCGGAUGGAUUCAGGCAACUAAUCCUGCAGUUUACCAAACUGUUGUUCAAAGAUAUGUGCAAAAUGUAAAGAUUUUAUAUAAAAAAGACUUCGACCGUUUUUUUGACGUUAUCAGUCUCGAGUUGAGUAAACUUGUAAACAGCGAUAAAAGUGGCACUUCAAAAGGCCUCGACACUUCUAGGGCAUCUUUAGAGUUGUCUUUCCAUGCGGAUAGCAGCAUUGAUUCUAAAUCAGUAUUAAGUAUUGUUGAAAUUGUAUUAGGUGAAAUAAGUUCUGUCGUGGAGUCUGAGCAGAAGUUCUGCUCCAGAUUCUUCCAUAUCAGUGGAGAUCUUCUGACUACUAUAGAAACGCAGUCAACUUCGAGCGGGGAGAGUGGUGGAACAGGGAAGGCUAUUGAAAAGCAAAUUGCUGACAAGAUGAAAAGUGUUUUGACUCCUUUAUUCGAACCAUUACACGAGCAUCUGGAUAAGUUCAUCAAGCAGUGUUGCAGAAUGCAUGCAAUGAUGGUUUUUACACUAUUUGUUUUCCUUUCGAAAAAGGCACUUUCAUUUCAAGACUGUACGUCAUAUUUCUCAGUAAUGAUAUUUGGACGUUUGGUGGUAUUGGUGAAACGGCAACUUGACAGUUUCAUGGAUGACGAAGCGCGUUUCCUCUCGGACGUUCGCUUUUACAAGAAAACCCGAAUUGGUGUCUUGAGUAAUUUGGAGCAUUUCAAUAGUUUGGCGCUUUCAGCUGAAGCGGCAUUCUCUGAGACCGAGCGGCGGGCAGACUUGGAUCGUUGGUAUCUUCAGCUGAUUAGUUCUUUGAAAGAAGGCAUUGAGAAAGCGGCUGUUUCUCCUAACUCUAAGUCACCCGCCUCAGUAGUUCGAAUAGAAAAUUACCAUCCAAUUUUGUCUGAGCUAAAAAUUGAAUGUUUGGAUUCACAAAGAAAGGAAGCAAAAAAAGCUUACCAGGAAAGCAUUCAAAUGUACGUCAGGGAUUAUAUGGGACGACCUUUAGAGAAGCUUCAUACAUUUUUCGAAGGCGUGGAGAAUGCAGUAAAACAAGGAGUUAAGCCAGAGGAAAUUGCGUUUCAACAGCAGUUCAGUCGAUCAGAGUUAAAAAAAGUGAUUUCUAUUUACCCUGGCAAGGAAGUUAGAAAAGGAUUAGAACAAUUAUAUAAAAAGAUAGAAAAGCAUUUAAUAGAAAACUCGCCGUUGCUGCAAGUAAUUUGGAGAAAUAUGCAGGACGAAUUUCUUAAACAGUUAAAACACUAUCAAGAAGUGAUUGGGCAGUGUUAUCCGAAUUCUCGGAUUGAUCUCGAAGUUUCGAUUCAAGAUGUCCUUAACUAUUUCUCCCAGUUUGCUCAAGAACAUUAG